AUUCGAAUGUCGCAAAACUCAAAAGAUCUCGUUUCUGCGUCUUGUCCUUUUUGAUUUUUUCCCUCCCAAAGUCAAACGCCAUGGUUUCUCUCGAUUCACCAUUGAAGGUUCUCAAUUAGGGUUAGGGUUUUUCAAUUUCCUUUCCCCCCUCUUUUCUGAGUUUUGUUUUUGUUUUUGUUGGGAGUUCCUUGUCGUCAAUUGGGAAGAAAAAAGCAGAAAGAGACUCUUCAGAUCUCAGAUUUGGGAUCAUUCAUGGAUCCUGCUCCUCAGAAGGAUCAAGAUCGGGUCAUCCCUACUGUGCUGGAUGCAGGAGAGACACCAGAGGGGGAUAGCUUGGGUGGUCAGCCACUAUCUCCCAAGGAUGAUAGGAUUGUUGCUGGGAAUCCCCCCUCCGAUGUAUCAGUCAUAGGGCCUGCAAGGUCUGCCAUUGAGCGACCACAUACUACAGAUGCAAGUGAAGGUCUUCGCAUUAUACCUCCAAAUGAUGUUUAUACUCAUCAUGAGCAGAACUUCUCUUAUGGAAGUUAUGGCAAUGGCACCGGUACGUGGGAUGGAUACGCUCAAUAUCCUAGCUCUGCUGAGGGUUUGCAUAUGUCUCCUGUGAUAUAUAAUGAUAACUCGUCUCUUGUUUAUCCUUCUGGGUAUGGCUUCAAUCCUGAUAUGACAUAUGGGCAGUACUCUCCUGUUGCCACACCUGUGCCUUCCAUAAUGCUUGAUGGUCAACUAUACUCUCCUCAGCAGAUCCCAUUCUCACCAUCUUUCUAUCCCCAACAUAACCCUAAUUUCCCUUCCUCUUUCCCUGUCUCGCCAUCGGAGUUUAUGGCAUCGGAAAGUAAUAAUGAAAGCUUGCUGUUUGGGCCUGGCUCCGGUUACUUUGUGCAUUAUGGGUCUUUCGGUGGGGGGAGCAUGUCUGGUGCACCUGGUACCAGUCCAUUAGCAUCUCCAGCUGCUUAUCAUCAACCUAUGGGUAUAUUGGGUCCAUACGAGCACCAUGUUGGACAGAUUUCUCAACAAAGACCAGUGCAUGGAUAUGGAUCAACUUCAACUUCCUCUAUGGGAAGAUAUCAGCGUGGGGGAUCAUAUCAGGCCUCUAACUUUGGUGGCAGUUCUGUUUCUUAUGCUGGAGAUAGGACACGGUUCGGUCUUGAUAAGGGUAGAAGAAGAGAAAGAGAGCAAGAAUCACUUUAUUUUGCGAGCGAGUCUUUUGGGUUUGAUCGUAAUCGAGGACCUCGGGCUUCAAAAGUUAGAAGUAAGACUGCCACUGAGCAAGCUUAUUCUGGUAAUGGGAUUGAUGAAUCAUCACGGUCCGAUGCUACGUCAAGUUUAUACAACCGUCCAGAUUUCGCGACUGAUUAUGAUAAUGCAAAGUUUUUCAUAAUAAAGUCGUUCAGUGAAGAUAAUGUGCAUAAAAGUAUUAAAUAUGGGGUAUGGGCUAGCACACCUCACGGGAACAAAAAGUUGGAUGCUGCUUAUAGCCAGGCGAAGGAGAUAGAUGCUAAAUGUCCAGUAUUUCUCUUGUUUUCGGUCAAUGCUAGCGGACAGUUCUGUGGGGUAGCUGAAAUGCUUGGCCCUGUGGAUUUUGGCAACGAUGCUGAUUACUGGCAGCAAGAUAGGUGGAGUGGCCAGUUUCCAGUUCGCUGGCAUAUUGUUAAAGAUGUUCCGAACAGUCGAUUUCGUCAUAUAAUCCUUGAAAAUAAUGACAACAAACCUGUUACUCAUAGUCGAGACUGUCAAGAGGUGAAACUAGAACAUGGGAUUGAGAUGUUGAAUAUAUUCAAGGGUCAUGACUCACAUACAUGCAUCCUAGAUGAUUUUGAAUUUUAUGAUCAGCGGGAGAGAACUUUGAAGGAAAGGAGGAGCAAGCAGGAAACGAUUCCCGCUAUGGAUUCUUCAGCUUUACUUGGUUACGAGACCCUAAGUAAGGUCUCUGACACUUUUGCAGAAGGACUUAAGUUGGAUGAUGGUGCUAAAGAAAAGGCAGCAGGUGAAGCUACUACUGGCUUAAUCACUGAUGUUGUACAAUACCCUGCUGCAAAUGAUUCCGGUUCUGCUGUGGUGGCUGUCAGCAAUGCAUCCAACCCUAUAGUAUCAUGUGACAAGGAUUUUGUCAUAACUAAAUCAUCUGAUGGAUUGAAUUUGGACGAUGAUGGCAAGAUAGUGCAGAAAGAUGAAUUGGGUGUUGAUAACCAAGAUUCAGCUCAUUGGUAAAAUGGUUGCUCAGUAGAGGAGUUUUUCAGUCAACUUGUAACAGCUUUUGGAGACCAGUAAAACUGGAUCCUUGUCCAUGAUUUUAUAUUACAGAAUUCUUUGGUUACUGACACCAGUGGAAGGGGUAAGUCCGGCAUCUUUGAGUUGCUGGACUGCAACAUAACGACCAUUCUGUUUUUGUCUAUGUUUCGCUUUUGUUGUCAACUGCUCCUCAAAAAGCUAGAAGAGGCUCUUCAGGCAAAGCUUUCUGGCUGGUUGUUCCUCAUUCCAACAAACUGAAGGAUGUAUGUGGCAUUUGGAGAUUUGAGGUAGCUGGGAAUGGCCUGCACUGUUGGGAUACUGGUCUUUUUUAGUUCUGUAUACUACCCUGUCAGGUGCCCUUUUAGGUUACUGUAAUCCUAGGGAUUGGACUGUAAGGGGUGAGGGGGCAGGCAUUUGGUUGAUGGGAAAAUGAUUGUAAAGUACCCUCCUGCUUUGGGGGUGGCAAAAUAAUUACAAGAAAGGAAGAGGUGGGGAGAAAAUGAAAAUUUACAUUAGCAUCAAUUGUCUAUACUCACAGGAAACGUUUUGUUUCCAAGGGGUGAUUGAGUCAAAGGAACAGAGCUGGGAUUGGUAUUAAUAGUCAGUAACAUUGGCAUGAAUGUUUUCCUUUUGAAGACGCAGGGAUCUGUUGAACUUCCCAUUUAGUUAUAUGUACUGUUCUUCAUCUUAAACGAUAGUGCAGGUACGAUUAAAGAUG
Messenger RNA from Linum tenue, 2947 nucleotides. NCBI's taxonomy places the organism in Eukaryota, Viridiplantae, Streptophyta, Magnoliopsida, Malpighiales, Linaceae. The record is from the annotation of a GenBank genome assembly.